GACAGCACAAACACGUGUAUUCAUGCUUUUUCCUUCCUUCUUGCUGAAACACUGUGAACCUCAAUCAAACAACGCUAAACUCUUACGAACCAUAUUACCAAUUGGCACAUUUACACUUUUGUGAGACAAUCUUUGUCGAAACAGCUGUAAUUUAGCAUGUGGACAACAGAUGAGACUAUUGGCAUGUUUUAAUUUCCGCCUCUGCGCAGAGGUGACCUUGUAAAGGUCACGCCUCGACUCAGAACAUUUUGAUUGCACUCAUUCACGCCUGAUCUGUUCUACCGACACUGUUAACUAGUGAACAUGCAGAGCAUUUGUUUGCCAUUUCGGUGGGUUAACCGACUUUAACCGUCUUUCAACGAACACAGAUCAUUAGCUGAGAAGACAAGCGUGACGUCAAAAGAUUGACACAUAAGUGUGACCUACGGCCCUUGAAACAUGAAAAUAAUUCAAGCAGUCAGCAUUCUUGUCAUCUCGUGCAUAAGCGGAAUUAAUUGCGAAAGUAAUUAUACUGAGGUGGAGUCGAAUUCGAGCUGCGUGCCUGCCGAACCUGUAGUAAAUGCUUCGACAAAAAAUGCUGCUUGUAUUUUUUACAACUACACGACCAAAGACGGUAUUUGCAGGAAUUCAAUCUCAAGUCUCUACGUGUUUGGCAAUAGUACUACAUUGCAGUAUGGAGAAACUCAAAUUGCGAAAAUGGCACGUUUCUUCCGCGAAGUUAGCUCCGUUCAAAUAUCAGAACAGUGUGAACCGCUUAUGAUAGACUUAUUUUGCCGAUAUCAUUUCCCGCCAUGCGAUACGUCGCUGGCCAGACCUCACGCCCGGCGGAUAUGUCGCAUUUCAUGCGCGUAUCUGGUCCAUGGCUUGUGCGAGAAGGAAAUGGAGUUUUUCAGGGAGGCAAUUGCAGCAGUUCCUGGCCUGCUGGACAAAAACAUACUAAAUUGCACUCUGUAUGACACUGCAAAUGGAGGGGAUGUUCCGGAAUGUUAUCAAUACCACACUGUACCAGGCGAUGAUACCAAGAGCACAGACUGUUACUAUGGUGUCGGAGUUGGUUACCGUGGCAACGUCAACAUCACCCAGUCCGGUCUCACUUGUCAGGCGUGGAGAUCACAGUGUCCUCAUCGUCACUGGCGGAUUCCUGAAGAUGUCGCUGAUGGACAGAAUGACUCCAACGCGUGUCGUAACCCAGAUAGCAGUGCCCCGGAUGGACCUUGGUGUUACACCGCUGACCCAAACGUGCGAUGGGAAUAUUGCAACGUGUCGCGAUGUCCUCCAAGAGUUCCCGAAGAAGCUCCUUCUUCCCUCAAAGGCUAUCCUCUUAAUUCAACUGCCAUUCACAUCUCGUGGAGAAGGUUGCCUCCCUCCCGCUAUAAAGAACAGCUAUUGGGCUAUCGUGUAAAAUACAGACGCCUUGCUUCUCGGACAUACAAAGGAAUCAAUAUCACAAGCAACUUCACAGAGACCGUCCUGAAAAGACUUUUCGCACAAACUGAAUACGAGAUCCAAGUCAAUGGUUUUAACGAAAUAGGCCAUGGGCCGGCCAGCAAGGUCCUCGUAGUAAAAACAGUCUCAGUUGGUGAAGUUGCUGUCGAUCUAAACAUUCAGUUGGUGAUAGAUGCAGAUUUUAGCAACGAUCUUCUGAAUCGAAGUAGCAACAAGUUUAUGGCUAUGGAAGAACAGAUUAGAGCGGCGAUCAUGCGUCAUUACAACAAAUCUUCCGUUUUGAAGAUCUUUGACAUUCAAGUCUUGAGGUUCAGCAUGGGAAGUGUGGAGGCCGACCUCGAGAUCUUGGCCGUAAUAAACUCCAACACGACGAGAAAGGCUGAAGCUCUUAAUCAUUUAGUCGAGGGACUUGACUCUGGCAUAUUAGAAGGACUGAAUGUUUCUGCAAUACGAGUUCUAGGUAAGCAAUUCUAGCGGUAAGGAGUAGUCUUGUAUAUCAUGAUUCUUUUUCAGCAACAAGCUAUAGGACGUUAUAUUUCAGUCUUAUGAAAAAAAAAAACGGUUUUGGCUCUUCAGAGUGCCAAAAUUGGGAGGGGGAAAUCCCUGGAGCC
This is a messenger RNA of Orbicella faveolata, 2057 nucleotides long. RefSeq lists its product as uncharacterized. Gene Ontology annotation, molecular function: transmembrane receptor protein tyrosine kinase activity; protein binding; ATP binding. The record is from RefSeq and is a predicted model, not a curated record. Gene Ontology annotation, biological process: cell surface receptor protein tyrosine kinase signaling pathway; positive regulation of kinase activity; multicellular organism development. Gene Ontology annotation, cellular component: plasma membrane; signaling receptor complex. NCBI's taxonomy places the organism in Eukaryota, Metazoa, Cnidaria, Anthozoa, Scleractinia, Merulinidae.